This is a messenger RNA of Jaculus jaculus (lesser Egyptian jerboa), 1729 nucleotides long. RefSeq names its product suppressor APC domain containing 1 (gene Sapcd1). Bases 529 to 1122 code for a protein of 197 amino acids. The record is from RefSeq and is a predicted model, not a curated record. Lineage: Eukaryota; Metazoa; Chordata; Mammalia; Rodentia; Dipodidae. The transcript has 4 exons.
CUAAAGCCCAGCACAGGCCACAGAGGAACCUGCCCUGUCUCAUUUAUAUAUGGUGCCACCAGGCUGGGUUGUGUGUGUCUGUAAUCUCAGUACUGGGGAGACAGACACAAAGAUCCUGCAGGCUGGUUAAUAAGUUCAGCAUAAUUGUCAGCCAGGGCUAGAGUGAGACCCUACUUAGGGGAGGGGGUGGACUAAGGUGAAGCGUGAUGGAGGAAAAGCCCUGAUGUUUACCUCUGGCCCCAAUGCACGCACACACAGACACAGUACACUCACCACUGUAGGGAGCCCUUCACAUUCUACCUAGGAGGCACAAAGAAAUAGGCUCUAGGAAAAUGGAGUGAAGGGACAAUAGAGGGGUUUGAGGUAGGUGACUUCUUCCUAAAUCAGAAGCAUCCUAGACUCCUAUGCUGUGGGAACAGGCAGGGAGGCUGAAAAGCAAGGCAGGAUGGGAAUAAGGCAGAGGUGGAGGGGAGGGACCAGCCCUGGCUGUACUGGUAGGCGUGGCUCCACCCUCCUCACUUCAGAGCCAUGGGGAGCUGGGGUCAUGGUGGGCCUCCCCUGGUGCAGACUCCCUACACAGUUCUGCUGCUGCCCUUGGAGACAAGCCGCCAAGACCCUGGGGCCCAGAGCUUCUUCCUUUGGCUACAGAGGAUGCAGGCUCUGGAGAGGGAACAGGAUGUGCUGUGGCAGGGGCUGGAGCUGCUGGAGCAUGGCCAGGCUUGGUUUGCAGACCGUCUGAGGGAGGCACAGCGACGACAGCUGCAUCUGGGGGCCCUUGGUGAGCAUUUCCUAACAGAAUCACACUCAGAGGCUGAUGUUCCCCAGUUAACUCAGAUCCAAAAGGUGAAUGCCUGUUUGCAGAGCCUGGUUCAGAAGAAGGCCAGUGCCCACCCUACCCCAGUCCAGAAGGAAAGGCCCAGGACACACAACUCGUGGCAGCAGCAGGUAAACCAGGGGCAGGUACAACACUGUGGCCCCACAAGAUAUGGGGUGCACAGAUUCCCAGUCUGUCUCUCUCUUCUCCAGGAGUCAUCCCAGCAACAGAAGGGAAUCAUCCCACCCAAAGGGGAGAUGGCUCAGCCAGGCUGCACCCAGGGGGAGAGGGGCCCUACCCAUGUGUGAACCUUCCUUUUGCCCUACUCAGGCUGCUGGAGGAGGCGGCUGAGUCAGAACCUCCCCAUUUUAUUCCAUCUGAACUCACAGCAGUGGCUGCAGACUGUGGUGUGAAGUGUGUCCCUAGCUUCUAGAAGCUUUCUUGCACCUCCUUGAUGUGCCAUACCCUCAUUCUCCCCGUAGCAAGUGAACAAUGGUCUGUCUUAGAAAUCUCUCUGGGGAGACCACUGAGACUACCCUUUAGCUUUAAAGAAAGUUGAAGAAACAAAGACUGCUCCAGAAUUGAAUCUAGAACAAAGAAGAACACUUGCUGGUACCCUCCUGCCCUGCAGUCUCCCUUCCACCGGAUCCUGGAGUAGGACUUGUUAGUGGAAUAAAGACAAUAUGGGGGUUGGGAUGAUGGCUCACAGGUUACAGGUGUUUGCUUGCAAAGCCUGCUGGCCUAGAGUCAAUUCCCAAGUCACUCACAUCAGCUGGACACAAUAAGUGGCUCAAGGAACUAGGGAGAUGGCUUAGUGGUUAAACACUUGCCUGUGAAGCCUAAGGACCUUAGUUCAAGGCUCGAUUCCCUAGGACCCACAUAAGCCAGAUGCACAAGGGGGACAAAUGCAUCUGA